AUGGCAGAAGCAUUUAAGGAACUCCUGAAUUGUAAGGAACCGGAGGAAAUUUUGGAAAUCAACACUAAUACUCCAAUAAAAACCAAACCUGUAAAUAUUAACCCCCCUACAGUAAAAGAAGUGGAAACUGUACUUAAAGAAUUGAAGAACUACAAAGCAGGUGGUGAAGACCAAAUGUUUGCAGAGGUGUGGAAGUAUGCUGGAUUUGGAGGUGGUGGAGAUUUCCUGAGUGAAGAGAUAACACCUGAAGUGAUGCGUAAAAACAUGACAGAGGCAGAGUGGGCCAAGAUAUACGACAUGAACCGGGACAAGAAGCUGUACUCUAACCUAACAAACAGCCUCUUCCCCUCUAUCCACGGCAACGACCAGAUCAAAAAAGGAAUACUUCUAAUGAUGUUUGGAGGAGUGCCAAAGACAACAACAGAAGGAACAACACUCAGAGGGGACCUCAACUGUUGUAUUGUGGGAGAUCCGAGCACAGCCAAGUCACAAUUCCUCAAACAGGUGGCUGACAUGAGCCCGCGCGCUGUUUAUACGUCAGGCAAAGCAUCGAGUGCGGCGGGUCUUACAGCUGCCGUUGUCAAAGAUGAAGAGUCAUUUGACUUUGUGAUAGAAGCUGGAGCUCUCAUGUUGGCCGAUAAUGGAGUCUGUUGCAUUGACGAGUUUGACAAGAUGGAUCCCAGGGAUCAAGUGGCCAUUCAUGAAGCCAUGGAGCAACAGACAAUCUCCAUUGCAAAGGCUGGAGUGAGAGCCACACUGAAUGCCAGGACAUCAAUACUGGCUGCUGCUAAUCCCAUCGGAGGACGCUACGAUCGUUCAAAAUCCCUCCAACAGAAUAUUCAACUGUCUGCCCCCAUCAUGUCACGGUUUGAUCUGUUCUUCGUACUUAUCGAUGAAUGUAAUGAGGUCCUGGACUAUGCAAUCGCUCGCAAGAUUGUCUCACUACACAAUAAUGUGGAUGAAUCUGCAGAAAGAGUUUAUACUCAAGAGGAGGUUCUACGAUAUAUUGCUUUUGCUCGUCAGUUCAAACCAAUUAUAAGCCAGCAUCAACUUUUGCUGGUGGAGGUGUACACGCAGUUACGCCAGCGCGAUGCUACGGCCAGCAGCAAGAACACAUGGCGCAUCACAGUGCGCCAGUUGGAGAGCCUGAUCCGUCUGUCUGAGGCCAUGGCCAAGAUGGAGUGUUUGGACGAGGUGCUGGCAAGACAUGUGACUGAGGCAUACAAGCUUCUCAAUAGAUCCAUUAUACGAGUAGAACAACCCGAUGUAUAUCUGGAUGAGGAGGAGACGGAGGCAGAGGAUGCAGGUCUGGCAGCACAACCUCAAGAUCAAGAAAUGGCAGAUGCCAGUGAACCUGUUGCAACUGAUGCAUCUCAACAGAAGAAGAAACUGAAGUUGUCAUUUGACGAAUACAAGUCUAUUGCCAACAUGUUGGUCACCUAUGUUCGAAAUGAAGAGGAUAAAUCUGAUUCAGAAGGUAUCAGGAGAAGUGAUGUUGUCAACUGGUAUCUAGAGAAAAUCUCAGAUCAGAUUGACACUGAAGAGGAACUGGUUGAAAAGAAAGCCUUGAUUGAAAAAAUUAUUGACAGACUCAUAUUCCAUGAUCAAGUCAUCAUUCCAUUGACGUCGUCAAAAGCCAAAAGUGAUGAGACAGAAGAGGAGGACCCGCUCCUGGUUGUUCACCCAAAUUACGUUGUAGAUAUCUAGUGUUUCAAUUGGUGAUUUUUCACAAACUGUAAAUAUACAUUAUGUUUUUAUAAA
Messenger RNA from Homalodisca vitripennis (glassy-winged sharpshooter), 1761 nucleotides. RefSeq names its product DNA replication licensing factor MCM6-like. The record is from RefSeq and is a predicted model, not a curated record. Gene Ontology annotation, molecular function: single-stranded 3'-5' DNA helicase activity; single-stranded DNA binding; ATP binding. Gene Ontology annotation, cellular component: MCM complex; nucleus. Gene Ontology annotation, biological process: mitotic DNA replication; double-strand break repair via break-induced replication. Lineage: Eukaryota; Metazoa; Arthropoda; Insecta; Hemiptera; Cicadellidae.